AUGAAUGGGCAGCCUUCUGCUGAUAUAUUGCCAACUGAUUUAUUUGCAAAUGCAGCACAGAAAGCCUUUACUGCACCCCACGCAGCAAACGACGUGUUACAAUAUGGCGAUGAAUUGGGGCAUCCAGGAUUUCUAAAGAAUCUAGCCGAGUUCCUCUCGAACGAGUACAAGUCAGCUGUAUCAAGCCGUCAUUUAUGCGCAACGCCCGGAGCAUCACUCUCAUUACAGCAUUUGCUGACUAUAUUGACUCGCCCACAAACAACGACUCGCCAGGUAUAUUUUCAAGAUCCAACUUACUUUUUAGCUUUCAAUGUGUUUUUGAAUGUUGGCUUUACAAGAGAUCAAUUUGUCGGUAUCCCAGAGGAGAAUGACUCAGGCAUCAAUGUAGAUAGAUUGGAAGCUUACCUGAUCGAGCAUCACCAUCGCGGCAGUAUUGAUAGAGAAGAGAGCAUGAUCUUUGAUUCUAUUUUGUAUUGCGUACCUACACACGCGAAUCCAACAGGGUCUAUCUUAUCUAAUGAGAAGAGAGCAAGAUUGGUGCAACUAGCAAAAAAGUACAACAUGCUGAUUAUCUGCGAUGAUGUCUAUGACAUCCUCACUUUUGAAGGCGAAAUACCAAAGAGACUAGUAGCUUAUGAUUUGGAAAGCACAAGCAAUGGAGGAGAUAAGCAUGUUGUAGUCAGUAAUGGUUCUUUUUCUAAGCUGCUCGCACCUGGUGCAAGAGCUGGCUGGAUCGAAGCUGGUGAAACCAUUAUAAAGCAAGUUGGAGCAUGUGGUUCAUUUAUAUCAGGUGGUUCCCCAUCCUAUCUUUCAAGCCAAAUCAUCAACGAAAUGCUUAUAGAUGGCUCUCUUCACUACCAUAUUGAGUUUCUCAAAAAGACACACGCUGACAGGCUCUACCAUGGUUUAUACGAACCCAUUCAAAAGGAAUUAGUGCCUUUGGGCUGCUCUAUCGACAUUCGACCAAAAGGAGGUUACUUUGUGUGGUUAAGGGUUCCAAUUCCAGGAAGUCAGUUGAUGGAGAUCACACGACAACACAAUAUUGACGUUGGUGUAGGCCUCGGAACCCUGUUCACUGUAACCAAGAGAAACGAGGAUGAUUACUAUGUUCGUCUAUCUUUUGCACAUUACGAUACCAAGACAUUACAGUUAGGUGUAACUCGUUUAAAACAAGCACUGUUAAUUGGGAGAGAUGCGUAA
Messenger RNA from Mucor velutinosus, 1200 nucleotides. RefSeq lists its product as uncharacterized. The record is from RefSeq and is a predicted model, not a curated record. Gene Ontology annotation, biological process: biosynthetic process. The transcript has 5 exons. Gene Ontology annotation, molecular function: L-2-aminoadipate:2-oxoglutarate transaminase activity; pyridoxal phosphate binding. NCBI's taxonomy places the organism in Eukaryota, Fungi, Mucoromycota, Mucoromycetes, Mucorales, Mucoraceae. Bases 1 to 1200 code for a protein of 399 amino acids.